AUGGCGGCGAAUGUUAGCAUUUUUGCAGCUCCACCACUCACCAACUUAAAAAUACCAUUGCUUUUCUUCAAGAACACUUCGUUUCUCGAUUUCGCGGAAAUCCAUUUUCUCCGACAAUCGAUUUCGACAGGGAUCGUACGAUCACCGACUCCAAGGAGAAUCGGGUCUGUCUCGUGCACUUCUGUCACGGACGAGGCUUCUACUUUCAAAGAUCGUCCCGUCGCGGAAAAUGAGCAACAAGUUCAAACCUUGACAUGGAAGUGGAAAGGUUACUCGAUAAGAUAUCAGUGUGCUGGAAACAGUGGCCCUGCUUUGGUCUUGGUUCAUGGUUUCGGUGCUAACAGUGACCAUUGGAGGAAGAACACACCGAUCCUUGGGAAAUCUCAUAGGGUCUACUCAAUCGAUCUUAUCGGGUAUGGAUACUCCGAUAAACCGAAUCCUCGUGAGUUUGGAAGCGAACCUUUCUACACUUUUGAGACAUGGGGUGAGCAACUCAAUGAUUUCUGUUUGGAUGUGGUCAAAGAUGAAGCCUUUUUUAUAUGCAACUCCAUCGGAGGACUUGUUGGUCUUCAGGCAGCAGUAAGUAAGCCAGAGAUGUGCAGAGGGCUUAUGCUUAUAAACAUAUCUCUCCGGAUGCUUCAUAUCAAGAAACAACCAUUUAUUGGAAGACCUUUCAUCAGAGCAUUCCAGAAUUUGCUUAGGAAUACUCCGGUUGGUAAACUGUUUUUCAAGAGCAUUGCUACACAAGAGACAGUGAAAAGCAUUCUUUGCCAGUGUUACCAUGAUAGCUCACAAGUGACGGAUGAGCUAGUUGAGGCAAUUCUACGGCCAGGGCUAGAGCCUGGUGCGGUUGAUGUGUUUCUUGAAUUCAUUUGUUACUCUGGUGGACCGCUUCCAGAGGAUUUACUCCCACUGGUCAAGUGCCCUGUGCUAAUUGCAUGGGGAGAGAAAGAUCCAUGGGAGCCAAUUGAUCUUGGACGAGCGUAUGGCAAUUUUGAUGCGGUUGAAGAUUUCGUUGUUCUUCCUGAAGCUGGCCACUGUCCUCAGAUCUUUGGGUGGAAACAAACAAGCUCGUGUAGACGGAAAGUGGAAACUCUCCGCCGUCUGUGGGAUCCGCCUCCGUUUUGA
This is a messenger RNA of Microthlaspi erraticum, 1128 nucleotides long. Lineage: Eukaryota; Viridiplantae; Streptophyta; Magnoliopsida; Brassicales; Brassicaceae. The record is from the annotation of a GenBank genome assembly.